This is a messenger RNA of Otolemur garnettii (small-eared galago), 2056 nucleotides long. RefSeq names its product solute carrier family 39 member 1 (gene SLC39A1). Gene Ontology annotation, biological process: zinc ion transmembrane transport. Gene Ontology annotation, molecular function: zinc ion transmembrane transporter activity. The transcript has 4 exons. The record is from RefSeq and is a predicted model, not a curated record. Gene Ontology annotation, cellular component: plasma membrane. Bases 105 to 1079 code for a protein of 324 amino acids. NCBI's taxonomy places the organism in Eukaryota, Metazoa, Chordata, Mammalia, Primates, Galagidae.
GUUGGGAGGGGACUGGAAUUACCGGCGAGAGCCCGGAACCGAGUGGGUACCAUGGAGUGAGACCCGUGCGAGAUCAGAGAGUCAUUGGAGCUACCACAACCAGCAUGGGGCCCUGGGGAGAAACAGAACUCCUGGUGUGGCGCCCAGAGGCAGGAUCUUCGGAGCCCCUGGUGCCUGUGGGACUGGAGGUGAAGUUGGGGGCUCUGGUGCUUCUGCUAGUGCUCACUCUCCUGUGCAGCCUGGUGCCCAUCUGUGUACUGCGCCGGCCUGGAGCUAACCACGAAGCCUCAGCUUCUCGCCAGAAAGUCCUGAGCCUGGUAAGCUGCUUCGCAGGGGGCGUCUUUUUGGCCACCUGUCUCCUGGACCUGCUACCUGACUACCUGGCUGGCAUAGAUGAGGCUCUGGCGGCCCUGCAUGUGACGCUCCAGUUCCCCCUGCAAGAGUUCAUCCUGGCCAUGGGCUUUUUCCUGGUCCUGGUGAUGGAGCAGAUCACACUGGCUUACAAGGAACAGUCAGGGCCACCACCUCUGGAGGAGACAAGGGCUCUACUGGGAACAGUGAAUGGUGGGCCACAGCACUGGCAUGAUGGGUCAAGGGUCCCACAGGCAGCAGGAGCCCCAGCAGUGCCUUCAGCCCUGCGUGCCUGUGUGCUGGUCCUUUCCCUGGCCCUGCACUCGGUGUUCGAGGGGCUGGCAGUAGGGUUGCAGCGGGACCGGGCUCGGGCUAUGGAGCUCUGCCUGGCUUUGCUGCUCCACAAAGGCGUCUUGGCUGUCAGCUUAUCACUGCGGCUGCUGCAAAGCCACCUGCGGACACAGGUGGUGGCUGGCUGUGGGAUCCUCUUCUCAUGCAUGACACCCCUAGGCAUCGGGCUAGGGGCAGCCCUAGCAGAGUCAGCUGGGCCUCUGCACCAGCUAGCACAGUCUGUGCUAGAGGGCAUGGCGGCUGGCACCUUCCUCUAUAUCACCUUCCUGGAGAUCCUACCCCAGGAGCUGGCUACUUCUGAGCAGAGGAUCCUCAAGGUCAUUCUGCUUCUAGCAGGCUUUGCCCUGCUCACUGGUCUGCUCUUCAUCCAAAUAUAGGGGGCUUCAAGAGAGGGGCAGGGGAGAGUCAUUGUCAGGUACCUUAUUCUCCCUCCUUUUCCCACAGUGUGUGGAAAUAAGAAGGAAUAGGGAGGGAAAGUACUGAGGACCCAAAUGUUCUCUGGGAGAUAGAGAUGGAGCCUUUAGGACUAAUGAGAGGGAAGUAGGCAGACAAGAGGCUGGCCUCAGGCCCAAGGAACAAGAGAUGGUCACAUCCCUAGAGACAUGAUCACAGGGCAGGAGGAUUGGGGAAGACAUCUGAGUGCUAGAAUCAGAGGAUGGACACUACAUAUAAGGACAGACUGACACUGGGGGGCAGGGGUGGAGGUGGGUACCCAGCUGCUAUGGGGUAUAGGUAUGGUGAGGUACAAGUCCAGAGUCAGCAUCCUGUUGGUUCUAACCCAUUUCAGCACUCUGCCACUUGGACUGGACCCCUGUUGAUUUUUUUGGCUUCUACUCUCGUAUCUAUCUUUCACUUCCCUUUUCCCAGGGAACUAUUGCCAAAUGGUCUCUCCCUGCCAGUUUUGGUAUCUUCUCUGGCCUCUCUAGUCCCUCUCACUCUUUUAAAGUGCCAAACAAAUCCCCUCCUUUCUUAAAGCACAGUGAGGUGGCAGUGAGCCCUGCCCAGCACCUCAGUAGAGAGGGGUUGCUUGUUCUUUUUCGGUACCAGAUCCUGGGAUGUGACAAAUGUUUUCUGGCCUGGGGUGAGGGAAGGAUUGGAGAGCUGCAGUGACCUAUAGCUGCUACACUCUUAAGAAAACAGGACUUGGAUGUGGUGCUCCAUGCUUAUAUGACAAACACUGAGCUGCCAAAACUUUGUUUUUAUACCUGAGAAGCCCAAGGAAAAUGUCCACCCUCAGGAUUACUUUUGGGGAGGGAGGGCUGUGCCUAGGGCCAUAUUCUCUAGAAUCUAUUUUACUAACUGACCAUGUUUUGGGACAUGCUACCCAAAUAAAAGAUGUUUCUCUACAUCUGUA